Fundulus heteroclitus (mummichog) is the source of this 3077-nucleotide messenger RNA. RefSeq names its product pellino E3 ubiquitin protein ligase family member 2 (gene peli2). Bases 412 to 1686 code for a protein of 424 amino acids. Gene Ontology annotation, molecular function: protein binding; ubiquitin protein ligase activity. Gene Ontology annotation, biological process: protein polyubiquitination; regulation of Toll signaling pathway. The record is from RefSeq and is a predicted model, not a curated record. Lineage: Eukaryota; Metazoa; Chordata; Actinopteri; Cyprinodontiformes; Fundulidae. The transcript is spliced from 6 exons.
UCUGGGCGGGAGCGGGCUGAGGUGGGGAGGAGUGCCCCCCCUACAGAAAGUGAGGCCGGAGCGAAUGGUACAGUCCGGCCCUGCUCCUCGCUGUUUUUGUAUCUUCUGUAGAGCGGAUUCAACCGCCAAGUAAGUUACGCUCUGCCGUGGUUAGCCGAGGAAGUUAAAGAGAGCACUUUCUUUUCUUUUUCUCUCCCUUUUUUAUAUAUUAAAUAGAGGAAGAAAAAAAAACUGGAUUUAUUUUAGACACGGAUAUACACACAAGCUGCGAGACUCGUAACAUGUAGUGAGGGCUAUUCGUGUGUUUUUUUUAUUAUUAUUUAUUUAUUUUUUACUUCGCUCUUAAAGGGAAUCUGUUUUAUUUGUGAGACACUGUUAUUAUCACUGUUUAGCUAACUCCGUUAAAGCCUCAUGUUUUCGUCGAGCCAAGAGGAGCACUGCGCCCCGUCCAAAGACCCGGUGAAGUACGGGGAGCUGGUGGUUCUCGGGUACAAUGGCUCUCUGCCCAAUGGAGAUCGGGGUAGACGGAAAAGCAGAUUUGCGCUUUUUAAGAGGACCAAAGCCAACGGUGUUAAGCCGAGCACCGUGCACAUCCUCAACACACCCCAGGAUAGCAAGGCCGUGAACUGUAAAGGCCAACACAGCAUCUCCUACACGCUGUCCCGGCACCAGACGGUGGUGGUGGAGUACAGCCAUGACAAAGACACAGACAUGUUUCAGAUCGGACGCUCCACGGAGAACCCGAUAGACUUCGUGGUGACGGACACCGUGGCGGGAGGCCAGGACGGGGAGGAGACGCAGAUCACGCAGAGCACCAUCUCCCGCUUCGCCUGCAGGGUCGUCUGCGAACGCAACCCGCCCUUCACCGCACGCAUCUACGCCGCUGGAUUCGACUCCUCCAAGAACAUCUUCCUAGGGGAAAAAGCAGCGAAAUGGAAGAACCCCGACGGCCACAUGGACGGGCUGACCACCAACGGGGUGCUGGUGAUGCACCCUAAGGAGGGCUUCAUGGAGGAGUCCAAGCCCGGCGUCUGGAGAGAGAUCUCCGUUUGUGGAGAUGUCUACACUCUGAGGGAGACCCGCUCAGCGCAGACCCCAGGAAAACUGGUGGAGAACGAGAGUAACAUCCUGCAGGACGGCUCUCUGGUGGAUCUGUGCGGAGCCACGCUGCUGUGGCGCACCGCGGAGGGCCUCUUUCACACUCCCACCCAAAAGCACCUGGAGGCCCUCAGGCAGGAGAUCAACGCGGCGCGCCCCCAGUGCCCCGUGGGCCUCAACACGCUCGCCUUCCCCAGCAUGCAGCGCAGCCGGGCCCUCUCCUCGCUGGAGGACAAGCAGCCCUGGGUCUACCUGGCGUGCGGCCACGUGCACGGCUACCACAACUGGGGCCACCGCUCCGAGCGGGAGCCCAACACCCAGCGGGAGUGUCCCAUGUGCCGGGUGGUGGGGCCCUACGUGCCGCUGUGGCUGGGCUGCGAGCCGGCCUUCUACGUGGACACGGGCGCACCCACCCACGCCUUCGUGCCGUGCGGACACGUGUGCUCGGAGAAGUCGGUCAGGUACUGGUCGGAGAUCCCGCUGCCGCACGGCACCCACGCCUUCCACGCCGCCUGCCCCUUCUGCGCCACCCAGCUGGGCCCCUCCCAGGGCUGGUCCAAGCUCAUCUUUCAGGGCCCGGUGGACUGAGAGGAGGAGGAUCUCCGCUGCGGGGAGGGGGGGAACAUUUGGACGUUUGGACACACCGGCCUGGGAGUGGAACCGGUCCGCCUGAGUUUUUGGCCGUCUAACCGUGGAUCCUGUUUAAGCAGAGAGCGAAAAAACAAAAAAAACACAAACGGCAGGGGGACACUGUCCAGACAGCAAGUUGUUGUUUUUCUAGGCUCCAGACCGCUUAAUCCACACUACCAGCAGAUUGCCGUUGAAGAAAGGCUCUUGAACGAAUGACUUAUUUCUCCCACACAGAACACAGCGCUCGGUCUGCCGGGAGGGAAAGCAGCUGUUUUGGUUUCUGAUGGGCCGGGGAUGAAGCUUUUUUACAGAGCCAGACAGCUGGACUGCUGGCUGGGAGAAAAGCCGGGAGAGAAACUUUGGGCUCAUCUUGGCCGUAAUCUCUCACCGGCACCCAGAUCUUCAGACGCGCCACCAGUGGCUUCCAUUCACCGAAUGGAGGAAGAGAUGCAAUCCAGUGCCUGAGAUCCCGUCAAAAAGCGGGAGUAUUUUUAUUAGAAAUUGAAAAUAUAUAUAUAUUUUGUGGACGGUAAAGAAAGAGACGACGACCCGCGUGUGUUUUGCUACGCCAGAGGCUGUUGAAAUGUUUUGUAACCCAAAUGUUAAUAUAUUUUUUUCUCCUUCGUAUAUAACGUGUGUGAGAAUGAGUGCUGGCUCGUUAGGUGCGUGCGUGCGUGAGGUUUUUACCCCCCCCCCGCGUUAUUAUUUUUACCCCGACCGCUAAAUAUAAUCUCACACGUCGACCCAAAGCGCUAACAGAGGCGUCACAGGAAGGAGGUCGCUACGUUUCAGAACGACGGCGUGGGAAUGAAGCUGCGCUCCUCACCGCCGCCGCUUUAAUUACACGACCCGCUUUUCUCGGUUAAUGGCAGUGUGACGUUUCGGGCUCUGGCGCUGACACCUACGCCGCUGUUAGCUCUGUCCUGCGUCGGGUCUGAUCCAAGGACUCGGUUGGCUGUGGAGUCCUGGGCGCCGUCUCGGCAGCACUGUGAGAUUAUAACACAAGGGACGGCUUUAGAGACCCAAAGUGUUCCUGUGAGCCACACGGCUGCAGGGUUCCUACACAGCCCCAGGGCAACGUACAGGUGUCCAGUUAGUUACAUUAGAGAACGCGAAAACACAUUUAGACUCUUCUCCGUGUUCCAUUUGUGAGAAAAUGAACAUCUGAGUUUCUAAUAACUUGCUCAAAGUGGGUGGAGUGAUGUUCAAACUGAUUGUUUAGAAGAUACGGUGUGUGAAAGCAGAAGUAGGCUCCAACAACUUCUUUAAUUCUGAAUUUCUGCCGUUUACGUCAUAUUAAGUGAGAUGAAAUGUAUUUUAUCUAUUAAAAAAAACUAUCCAACCGCUAA